Messenger RNA from Calidris pugnax (ruff), 1090 nucleotides. RefSeq names its product vesicle associated membrane protein 7 (gene VAMP7). NCBI's taxonomy places the organism in Eukaryota, Metazoa, Chordata, Aves, Charadriiformes, Scolopacidae. The transcript has 8 exons. Gene Ontology annotation, biological process: vesicle fusion; exocytosis. Gene Ontology annotation, cellular component: SNARE complex; membrane. The record is from RefSeq and is a predicted model, not a curated record. Bases 195 to 851 code for a protein of 218 amino acids. Gene Ontology annotation, molecular function: SNAP receptor activity; SNARE binding.
GGUGAAGGAGCGCUGCGGGCGGCGGCGCCCGGGGAGCGCUCCCUCCUGCCGCGGCGGCGGGACAGGACCGGACCCUCCGGAGGGCCGUCUCCGGUGCUCAAACGGGCGGGUCCGUCUCCGGUACCCCCCCGGGGGCGGUAGGCCGCAGCGGGUCCGGACCGGCUGACUGGGCCGGGACCAGGUAGCGUGGAGCCAUGGCCAUCCUGUUCGCUGUGGUGGCCAGGGGCACAACCAUCCUGGCCAAACACGCCUGGUGCGGAGGGAACUUCCUGGAGGUGACGGAGCAGAUCCUGGCAAAAAUACCUUCUGAGAACAACAAACUGACCUAUUCUCAUGGAAAUUAUCUGUUCCAUUACAUCUGCCAAGACAGGAUUAUAUACCUCUGCAUCACAGACGAUGACUUCGAACGAUCCCGAGCCUUCAACUUCCUGAAUGAAAUCAAGAAGAGGUUCCAGACCACCUACGGCUCGAGGGCACAGACCGCCCUUCCCUACGCCAUGAACAGCGAGUUCUCCAGCGUCUUGGCCGCGCAGCUGAAACACCACUCGGAGAGCAAGGGCAGCGACCAGGUGGCAGAGACACAAGCUCAGAUCGAUGAGCUGAAAGGAAUCAUGGUCCGGAACAUCGACCUCGUGGCACAAAGAGGAGAGAAGCUGGAGUUGCUGAUCGAUAAAACGGAGAACCUGGUGGAUUCGUCAGUCACGUUCAAAACUACCAGCAGGAACCUUGCCAGAGCCAUGUGUAUGAAGAACCUCAAGCUGACCAUCAUCAUCGUCAUCGUAGCAAUUGUGAUCCUCUACAUCAUCCUGUCGACGGUGUGUGGGGGGCUGGCGUGGCCCAGCUGCGUGUAGACGUAACCGGGGGCGGCUGGUGCUGGUCACUUGGAGACGAGAAUGGCAGGAGAGGGAAGAAGCAACCUCCAGAAAUAACUCCUCAUCUCUCACUACUGACACCUCCUCAUUCUCCCAUCCCUCCAGGACUUCAGACUCCUUUUGCCUUAUCACCCCAAACAGGCCCAGCCGGUCCCUGCUUCUGUGCAGAACCUUGAGAAUGGGCUGGUUUAAAUUACUUGAAGGGAUUUAUUAUUUUA